Messenger RNA from Cydia strobilella, 2073 nucleotides. Its product is annotated as lysosomal acid glucosylceramidase-like. Gene Ontology annotation, molecular function: glucosylceramidase activity. The record is from RefSeq and is a predicted model, not a curated record. Gene Ontology annotation, biological process: glucosylceramide catabolic process. Lineage: Eukaryota; Metazoa; Arthropoda; Insecta; Lepidoptera; Tortricidae. The transcript has 12 exons. The coding region runs from base 31 to 1608 and encodes 525 amino acids.
UACCGGCAGUCGGGCUGGAGAGACGUUAAAAUGGCGCCCGCUAAGAUCGCCGUGACAAUCUUCACACUGAUUACUUUGGGAAUCGUCGCUGCUGACAAACCAUGUGCACCGCGCCAGAUAGAGAAAAGGUCCGUGGUGUGCGUGUGCAACACGACCUACUGCGACGAGAUCACACGCGAAGAGCCCGCGACCGGCAAAUAUGUCGCCUACACUUCCUCCGAGGCUGGAUCACGUUUCAAGAAACAUGAAGGAGAGUUUAAUUCAUACUACAAAUGGAAUGUAGCAGCUUCGCAUACUCUAGUGAUAGAUUCAUCAAAGAAGAGUCAGACCAUCGAGGGGUUCGGAGGCGCGGUUACGGACGCGGCCGGCUUACACUGGUCUAACUUCUCGUCUGCGCGUUUACAAAACUAUUUGAUCAAUUCAUAUUUCGGCAAGAAUGGCCUCGAAUACAACAUGCUGCGCGUACCCAUCGGCGGCAGCGACUUCUCGACGCACUUCUACGCGUACAACGAGCUGCCGUUGAACGACGGACAGCUCACCAACUACACGCUCGCGCCGGAGGACCUCAAUUAUAAGAUCCCGAUGAUCCAGCACAUCAAGGAAGUAGCAACAGCGGACAUACACAUCGUGGCCACCGUGUGGUCGCCGCCGAAAUGGAUGAAGACCAACAAGAAGCCCUCGGGCCCCGGUGUUAUCAAGAAAGAAUUUAUGCAAACUUACGCCGAUUACAUCGCCAAAUUCAUACGUGAAUAUAAGAAGCACGAUAUCGACGUUUGGGCAGUCACCACUACCAAUGAGCCUCAGAACGCGUUUUUACCAUUCACGAGAUUCCAAGAUUUGGGUUGGACACCUGGAAAAAUGGGCCAGUGGAUCAUCAACAACCUGGGGCCUACGAUAAAGAACUCCUCUGAUAUUAACCACGUGAAGAUUAUAACAGUAGAUGAUCAGAGGGUCACUAUUCCAAUAUGGUUUAAUGUGAUGGUAGAUAAGUAUCCAGAAGUAUUGAACUGGAUCGACGGUAUAGGUGUGCACUGGUAUACCGACGAGUUCACACCUGCUUUUAUACUCAAGGAAACCGUUAAGAAUCACCCAGAUAAGUUCAUCAUUGCCACUGAAGCUUGCGAAGGCUCUAUGCCUUGGGAGUUGGAAAAAGUAUCGCUCGGCGACUGGUCACGUGCCCAGGCCUACAUCCAUGACAUCUUGGAAGACCUCAACUACAACCUCGUCGGCUGGAUCGACUGGAACCUGUGCCUAAACAGACAAGGGGGACCCAACUGGGUCAAGAACUUCGUGGACUCCCCCAUCAUCGUGUUCCCCGAGAACAACGAGUUCGUGAAGCAGCCCAUGUUCUACGCCAUGGGGCACUUCUCCAAGUGGAUCCCGAGGGGUUCCGUCAGGCUGGACGUGGAGGAACACAAGGGUCUGUUGGAGAAGUCGGUUGAUCACGUCGCGUUCUUGACUCCGAGGAAUACUGUUGUUGUCGUUCUUUAUAAUACGGGCAAAGCACGCAACGUCAGCGUGCAGUUAGGAGAAGAACACACCGUUCUCGCUCUGGAGAAGGCUUCUGUCACCACACUAGAGUUCCCGGCUCCUUCUACCUCAUCGUAGGACUCCGUAGCGGAAACGUGAAAUUUUCACCACACCAAUGGGAGAAAAAUAUUAAUUAUACAACAUCACAGAUAAAAUCCAAGUGAACGUUAUUUAAUAUUUAUCACUCAAACACUUAAAAGCCAAUUCCAUUAGAAAACAACACAAAAAUUGCAUCUAAUUACUUUGGCACUCUUGUGAACAAAAUGAAAUGUUAAAUUUACUCUUUAAUUUGGUUCAGUUUCGUUAGUAAUUUUUAGUCGUAUAAAUAAGUACAUAAAAUAUAGUAAUAAUAUAAUAUGUUAGUACUUAGCAGUCGUCCUAUGUCACCGCCUCAAUUCGGGCAGGCUGAAAACCAGCGCUGAAACCGCGCAGUAAAGGCGGGGCUUCCAGCACAUUAGCUGAGACUGUCCUAUUGUCACGUAGAUAUGUAAUUUGAACUUUAUUAUACAUAAAUUGUCUAGAUUAAGUAUAGCAUAAGUGUGU